Paramecium tetraurelia is the source of this 1319-nucleotide messenger RNA. RefSeq lists its product as uncharacterized. Gene Ontology annotation, cellular component: mitochondrion; succinate-CoA ligase complex. The transcript is spliced from 4 exons. Gene Ontology annotation, molecular function: ATP binding; succinate-CoA ligase (ADP-forming) activity. NCBI's taxonomy places the organism in Eukaryota, Ciliophora, Oligohymenophorea, Peniculida, Parameciidae. The record is from RefSeq and is a predicted model, not a curated record. Gene Ontology annotation, biological process: succinyl-CoA metabolic process; tricarboxylic acid cycle.
AUGUUUAGAUUCCAUCGCAUACCUAAAUAUUUCCUUUCUCUCCAUGAGUAUCAAACAGCUGAGUUUUUCAAGUCUUUUCAACUCCCAAUUCCUCCUGGAAGAAUUUGUAAGACCCCAGAUGAAGCCUAUAAGUCAGCCUAAAAAAUCAUAUAAGAGGGAUCAGAAAGAAACUCAUUCACAGAUGUGGUUGUAAAGGCUUAAUGUCAUACUGGUGGUAGAGGAAAAGGAUACUUUAAAGAGAAUGGAUUUAAUAGUGGAAUACAUAUAGCCUCAACUCCUGAUGAUGUAAAAGAAUAUGCUAGUAAAAUGUUGGGAAACACAUUAAUAACAAAACAAACUGGAAGUUUAGGAAAGAAGUGCGAAAUGGUUUAUGUCGUAGAAAGAAACUUUUUAAGGAAAGAAUUGUAUUUAUCAAUUCUCCUGGACAGAAACACAGGAGGAUUGGGAAUUGUAGCCUCCGAAAAGGGAGGUAUACAUAUUGAAGAGAGUGAUCCCAAUUAUAUUAAGAAAUUCUCAAUUGAAAUGCCAAGCAAUGUAGAUGACAUUGAUUUUUCAAUUUAUGAAAAGGUUUCAAAAGUGUAUAAAUUGAAUCCAAUUUAACAUAAUUAGAUGAAAGAUAUUUUAAAGAAGAUGUUCGAUAUCUUUUUAUAAACUGAUGCGACAUUGUUAGAAAUUAAUCCACUAGGAAUUGAUUUGUAGGGAAAUUUGAUUAUUUGUGAUCAAAAACUUAAUAUUGAUGAUAACUCUCAAUUUAGAUAACAUGCCAUCUUUCAUAUGGAAGAUGUAAGAUAAAAAGAUUGGAAAGAAGUAGAAGCAUAAAAACAUGGAUUAAAUUAUAUUGCUCUAGAUGGAAACAUAGGUUGUAUGGUUAAUGGAGCAGGAUUGGCUAUGGCUACAAUGGAUUUAAUCAAGUAGUAUGAUGGAUCACCUGCUAAUUUCUUGGAUGUUGGAGGAAAAGCCACUGAUUAAGAAAUUGUAUCUGCACUCAAAAUUAUGGAUAAAGAUCCAAAUGUUGAAGCCAUUCUUGUCAAUAUAUUUGCUGGUAUAGCCAGAUGUGAUUAAAUAGUCUUGGGACUAUUAAAAGGUUUGACAGUUUUGGGAAUGAAGAAACCAAUGGUUUUGAGAAUGAAGGGAACAAAAAUAGAUGAGGCAAAGAAAUUGAUAGAGGAGUCAGGAUUCAACAUGAUGUUUACUGAAGAUUUAGAUGAGGCAGCGAAGAAGGCAGUUAGAAUGGCAGCAAUUUUAAGAUUAGCUAAAGAGGCAAAUAUAAAUGUAAAUUUAACAAGUUGAUAUAAUUUCAUUUUGAUCUAUACAUUAUU